AUGGCGGAAUACAUUUGGAUUGAUGCCUCAGGUGGUGUUCGUUCGAAAACUAAGACCGUCGACAAGAUCAUCAACUCGCCCACCGACCUCUCAUAUUGGAACUUCGACGGUUCGUCAACAGGUCAAGCCCCCGCUGGCAACUCAGAUAUUGAGCUCAGACCCGUCGCCAUCUUCCCUGACCCGUUCCGCCGAGGAGACAACAUCUUGGUUUUAUGUGAGACCUUCGACUCAGAUGGUUCCCCCAACCAAUAUAACUACAGAUAUGAGGCUGCCCGGUUAAUGCGAGCCAACGAGCAUGAACACUUCUGGUUUGGCUUAGAACAAGAAUACACUCUUCUUGGUCCUGAUGGUUGGCCAUAUGGCUGGCCUAAGGGUGGCUUCCCAGGUGCCCAGGGCCCAUACUAUUGCGGUGUUGGUACUGGAAAGGUGCACUGCCGUGACAUUGUUGAGGCUCAUUACAGGGCUUGUCUUUUUGCCAAGAUCAACAUCUCCGGUAUCAACGCCGAGGUCAUGCCCGCCCAGUGGGAGUACCAAGUUGGUCCUUGUGAGGGUAUCGCACUUGGUGACCAACUCUGGAUGUCCCGUUUUAUCUUAAGCCGUGUUGCUGAAGAAUUCGGUGCCAUCAUCUCGUUUGCUCCCAAGCCUAUUCCUGGUGACUGGAACGGUGCUGGUCUUCACACCAAUGUCUCGACAGAGGCCAUGCGUGCUGAAGGUGGCAUUAAAGUCAUUGAAGCCGCUAUGAACAAGCUUGAAGCACGCCAUUUCGAACACAUUGCUGUCUACGGUGAAGGCAAUGAAGACCGCUUGACUGGCCGCCAUGAAACCGGCAGCAUCGACAAGUUCAGCUGGGGUGUUGCAGACCGUGGUGGCAGCAUCCGUAUCCCCCGUCAAGUUGCCAAAGACCGCAAGGGCUACUUUGAAGACCGACGACCCGCCAGCAAUGCCGAUCCUUACCAAAUCACCGGCAUUAUCGUCAAAACUCUUUGCGGUUCUUCGUAA
Molecule: messenger RNA, 999 nt
Organism: Ophidiomyces ophidiicola
Lineage: Eukaryota; Fungi; Ascomycota; Eurotiomycetes; Onygenales; Onygenaceae
Gene: GLN1
Product: glutamate--ammonia ligase
Exons: 4
Coding region: 1-999 (332 amino acids)
Cellular component (GO): cytoplasm
Molecular function (GO): glutamine synthetase activity
Source: RefSeq, a predicted model, not a curated record